UCUCAUUUCUCUCCACUCGAAACGUUCACAACAAUGAGAAGUCAUCAAACACAUUCUUCUUCAGCUGUUUCCUUCAUCUUCUUCCUCUUCCUAUUGUUCAGCCCCUUCUCAUUCUCUACGUCAAAACUAGAACCUGUUAAACAUAACCCUAAAAGGAAACAAUCAGUUUCAGCUAUUCUCGUUUUUGGAGAUUCGACCGUGGAUCCGGGCAAUAACAACUACAUCAAUACGAUAUUCAAAUCUGAUUUUCCUCCCUAUGGACUCGAUUUCAAAAACAAAAUUCCCACGGGUAGAUUUUGCAACGGUCGACUCGCCACAGAUUUCAUUGCUUCAUACCUUGGUGUGAAGGAGAAUGUGCCACCAUAUUUGGACCCAAAUCUUGGAGUAAAUGAGUUAAUAACUGGAGUUAGCUUUGCUUCAGCUGGAUCUGGAUAUGAUCCUCUCACUCCAACCAUUACUAGCGUGAUAGACAUUCCGACUCAGCUAGAGUAUUUCAAAGAAUACAAGAGAAAAUUAGAGAGUAAAAUGGGGAAAGAAAGAAUGGAGAAACACAUAGAAGAAGCUUUGUUUGUUGUAAGUGCAGGAACCAACGAUUUCGUCAUUAGUUAUUUCAUAGUUCCAAUACGAAGGAAGACUUUCACUAUCGAAGCUUAUCAGCAAUUCGUUAUAUCCAAUCUCAAGCAAUUUAUCCAGGGUUUAUGGAAAGAAGGAGCAAGAAAGAUAGUGGUGGUAGGUUUACCACCAAUUGGGUGUUUGCCGAUUGUUAUAACAUUAUUCUCCGGCGAAGCAUUGACUAACCGUCGUUGCAUUGACCGUUUCUCUGCCGUGGCUACAAACUAUAAUUACCUCUUACAAAAAGAAUUGGGUCUUAUGCAAAUGAGUUUGGCCGGAUCCAAGAUCCUUUACCUCGACGUUUAUAACUCAUUAUAUGAGAUCAUUCAUGAUCAUCACAAAUUCGGGUUUGAGGAAGGGAGCAGUGGAUGUUGUGGAAGUGGAUACCUAGAGACAUCGUUUCUGUGUAAUCCAAAGUCAUAUGUGUGUCCAAAUACAUCUGCUUAUGUCUUUUUUGAUUCUAUCCAUCCAAGUGAGAAGACUUACUUCAAUGUUUUUAAAUCUCAACGACGGAUCUAUGAUUCUAUUAUAGAAUUAUAGAUUGUUUCUGAUUAUGAUCACUGAUUCACUAUUAGCUGAUGUCAAUAAACUCAGACUUUUUUCUUCCAUUAUUAGUGAUGAGAUGUGCUACUA
Camelina sativa (false flax) is the source of this 1245-nucleotide messenger RNA. RefSeq names its product GDSL esterase/lipase At5g45960-like. The record is from RefSeq and is a predicted model, not a curated record. NCBI's taxonomy places the organism in Eukaryota, Viridiplantae, Streptophyta, Magnoliopsida, Brassicales, Brassicaceae. Gene Ontology annotation, molecular function: hydrolase activity, acting on ester bonds.